Emericellopsis cladophorae is the source of this 1077-nucleotide messenger RNA. RefSeq names its product DNA-binding protein-like protein. Gene Ontology annotation, cellular component: chromatin. Bases 1 to 1077 code for a protein of 358 amino acids. Gene Ontology annotation, biological process: regulation of transcription by RNA polymerase II. NCBI's taxonomy places the organism in Eukaryota, Fungi, Ascomycota, Sordariomycetes, Hypocreales, Bionectriaceae. The record is from RefSeq and is a predicted model, not a curated record. The transcript is spliced from 2 exons. Gene Ontology annotation, molecular function: RNA polymerase II cis-regulatory region sequence-specific DNA binding; DNA-binding transcription factor activity, RNA polymerase II-specific.
AUGCCGCCUCUCUUGUUGACAUCUGAACUCAACUUGUAUUUGCCCCUGAGGUCUCGCCUUUGGAGGGCAGAGACUGCUUGGCAGUGGCAAGAGCUUCGACAGUCGACACCCAUUGCCGAAAUCACAGUGCACGAGGCUUUCUCUCGCCUGUUCGGCCGCACGAACGAGGGUGUCCCGUCGCAAUUAUCGUCGCUGGGCAACUACGUCUUGAUCCAUGCGCUGCUCCAACACGUCUACCUGCUCAAGCAAACAUCCUUUUCGGCUGGCUCGCCGUACGACAUGCACCGCACAUUGAAGCCCGACGAUGUCGAGGAAGUUGCACAGGCUCUGCGCGUCUGGCAGACCAGCUUUGAGCACCGGCAUCAGCUACGGUCGGCCGAGUCCGGGCACUUUGGCGGGACGGAAUCGAUACCAGGCGGCUCAUUGGCGUACAAUGCGUCCGCGUUGCUUCGCUUGGCUUAUAUCAGGCUGUACAUUGACCUUCCGCCUGGCCGGGCUCUGGAGACGAGGGACUGGGCGCUCAUUGCGUCGAGAUUGAGCGCGACACCUCUCCUCAUGAGGAGCCUCCGUCUGCACCGUGCUGUGUACCAAGCUGUCCACGCGCUGUCAAGGCUUGUCAAAGCCGGCGUGGCGUACGUUGCGCGCGCAAAGUCCUCUGAAUGGAGCAUACAGAACUCGCUGUGCAACUUUGAGUGCGCCAUUCUGCUCGCCAACUGGCUGCUCACCCUCGCCUCGAUCGGCCCCUCGGACCCGCAGGCAUCUCCCGAGGAGAAGAACUUACUCGACACCGUCCGCCGCAUGCUUGACGAAACCGAAUUCGCCGUGCCUGUCGACCCAUCAUUGUCCGGCCCUGGGAACACUGGCGGCCACAUGGAGAUUGCGAACAGCGACAAUGCCAAGCUGCGACAGCUGGCUGCUGCCGUCGUGCGACUCUGGGCAGAGACUUUCAAGGGCACGCACAUAUUUGACAUGGUCAAGGUCAUGGGCUUGAGUCUAGACGGCUACGCUGAUCUGAUUGAGAAGCCGCGAGAGCGCACGCCGCUCGGUAGGCUGGCACCCGAGGCGGGCAUGAAUUGA